GAUGCAGGACAAGAAAAACGAAGGGUCGUGGCUUGGGAAAAGACCAGAUGUCACCAGAAUAUGACAAUUAACAUCAUUGAUAUUCAAUCCAAGGCAUUAGUGUUCAAUUAUUCAUUACUCAAUAAAUAACACUUUCCAAUGCGGCUUGCUUGCAUUUGGAAUCAUUUCUUCGUUAAUCCAUACUAAAAUGCUUUAGUUGAAUUUCGGUGACUUUUGUAUAAAAGAUCCUGAAACAAUUUUGUGCGACAAUGAAGACUCUAAUGCUAAUGGCUGUGUUGAGUAUGUACCAAUUGUCAGAGGCGAAAGAAUGUACAAAUCUUUCUUCAGACCAGACUACAUUUGAUGURCAYUWUUGGRACUUUUAUCCUUUUACAGCAAGCAAUAAAUCAAAUGAUAAUCAGGCUCCAGGGAUGUUCGAUUCGAUAACCUACAAAUUAUCAAGAAACACAAACUUGAGUUUGAACUGGGUGAAGCCUGAAAUUACAUAUGGAGAAAUUUUAGAUAUGCCCAACACUGGAUCAAAAAAUGAUAUUGCAGUACCUAUUCUAAUAGAUAUGGACGAUAAGAAUCCUUGUUUGGUUAAAGUCUAUAAGUCUUCAGGAUACGCCUUCUUGGUUCGAAGAGAUGUGAAGAAACCUCUGAGUCAACUCGGUGGCUCGUUCAUAAAUGGUGGUCAAGUGAUUGGACUCAUUCUUAUAUUAACUGGUAUUGCAGGCAUUUGCAUAUGGUGUUUGGAUCGACGCAGAAAUCCUGACAAUUUCCCUACACCCUUCAUCCCUGGGGCAUGGAAUGGAUUUUGGUGGGCAUUUGUUACCAUGUCAACGGUCGGAUAUGGAGAUCUUGCCCCCAAGUCAGUCCCAGCAAGAUUGUUUAGUGUUUUGUGGAUGCUGCUCGGACUUGUUGCAUUCUCUGUUCUCACRGCAAACUUUACGUCUUCUCUGGCACGAGAAAUMGAGACAGACCUCAACUUAUUCAACAAAAA
This is a messenger RNA of Exaiptasia diaphana, 982 nucleotides long. RefSeq names its product potassium voltage-gated channel subfamily A member 2. Gene Ontology annotation, molecular function: ligand-gated monoatomic ion channel activity; delayed rectifier potassium channel activity. Gene Ontology annotation, biological process: potassium ion transmembrane transport. Gene Ontology annotation, cellular component: voltage-gated potassium channel complex; membrane. The record is from RefSeq and is a predicted model, not a curated record. Lineage: Eukaryota; Metazoa; Cnidaria; Anthozoa; Actiniaria; Aiptasiidae.